Molecule: messenger RNA, 1074 nt
Organism: Talaromyces marneffei
Lineage: Eukaryota; Fungi; Ascomycota; Eurotiomycetes; Eurotiales; Trichocomaceae
Exons: 3
Coding region: 1-1074 (357 amino acids)
Source: RefSeq, a predicted model, not a curated record
AUGUAUACUGCCGUCGAGCAUGACAGGUCCCAGCCAAUUCCUCACCAACCGCCACCUCUAUCUAUGGAUCGCAUUGCUCCCCCGGGAGGGCCUGUGUACCCGACUUCAGGGACCGUUGGGCCUCUGCGUACUACCGAACAUUUGAAGCCUGUUUCGACGAUACAUGGAGGUCGCAUAUGGUCGCUGCAUGUUGUUCAGCAGCCUAUUCGAGCACGCAUGUGUGGAUUUGGCGAUAAGGACCGACGACCGAUUACCCCGCCCCCGUGUAUCAGAUUGAUCGUCAAAGAUGCAACUACAGACAAAGAAAUCGAUAUCAACGAGAUCGAUACAUCGUUCUAUGUCCUCACCGUCGAUUUAUGGAACGCAGAAGGCACAAGUGAAGUCAACCUCGUCCGUCAUUCUGCAAACUCGCCAUCCAUCUCCACCGCGACCUCGUCUUCAUAUCCACCUCCCCAGGAGAGCAACAUCUCGCCGACAUACCCACCCUUUGGUCAACAUGGGUACCCUCAACAGUCGUUAGGAUAUCAUCAACAAGUACCAGGUUAUUAUGGCCAGAAUAACAUGUAUCAGAAUCCAUAUGCGGCUACUGCUCCGCCUCCUCAGGGUGGUCCGUACUAUGGCGGGGGUUACUAUCAAGGCGGCAUGCAGCCCAAUCUAUCCCCACAAUCUGCGGCACCGGGUGGAAUGUUUACGAGGAAUUUGAUUGGAAGUUUGAGUGCGAGUGCGUUUCGUUUGACAGAUCCUGAUAACAAGAUUGGCGUGUGGUUCAUCUUGCAAGAUUUGAGCGUCCGCACAGAAGGGACUUUCCGAUUGAAAAUGAACUUUGUCAAUGUGGGAACGUCGCAAUCUCCUGAUGCUUCAGGUGCUCCCGUGCUCAAUCACGGAUCCGCUCCUGUUCUCGCCUCGGUCUUUUCAGAGCCAUUCCAAGUCUUUUCUGCCAAGAAAUUCCCCGGCGUCAUUGAGAGCACUCCCCUGAGCAAAUGCUUCGCUUUGCAAGGCAUCAAAAUCCCCAUCCGCAAGGAUGGUGUCAAGGGUCGCGGUGGAGGCGGAGAUGGCGACGACGAGUACGACUGA